CACACCGCCCCCUCCGGCGGGACUUCCCUCCCGCCCUCGGCUCGCCGCCGCGCUUUCCCCGCCCCUCACCGCAGCCUGCAGCAGCGCUCCCCGCCGCGGUCCGCCCGGCCCGGCGCCCCGGGGCCCGUUAGUGCCCGGCGUCCGUUCACAGGACGCCGCGCGACCCCCGCCCGGCGCGAGUCCGCCCCCGCCCCUUGACCCAGCCCAGUCCCAACGCCCAGUGCGGCCGCCCCGAGAGCCGCGGAGCGGCGGCGGCGGCGGGGGGAGGAGGGUGAGGAGGGCCGAGCCGGCGGCCGGGGAGGCCCGGUUUUGAAACCGCUUCUCUUGCACGAGUUAGGUCUCGCCCAGCCCUGUUUCUUUCUGUAUGUACUUUGCGCGAGUAAGUUUUGGAGCAUCGGUUAACAGCCUAUGGGUGAAAUUUGGCUUUCGUUCAUGAAUGAGGAAUUAUUCUUGACAGAAGUAUUUUAAAAGAAGAAACCUUUACAAUGGCCUCAGCAGUACUUAGUUCUGUUCCCACCACUGCUUCUCGUUUCGCCUUGUUGCAAGUGGACAGUGGCAGUGGUUCCGAUUCUGAGCCUGGAAAAAGCAAAGGUCGAAAUCCUGGAAAGUCUCAAACUAAUAAAUCAACUACAAAUGAGAAGAAGAGAGAGAAAAGAAGAAAAAAGAAGGAACAGCAACAGAGUGAAGCAAAUGAGCUCAGGAAUCUUGCUUUUAAGAAAAUUCCCCAGAAAUCCUCCCAUGCUGUGUGUAAUGCUCAACAUGAGCUUUUAUUACCAAACACAGUACAGAAAGAUUCACGAGAAGAAAACUGGCAAGAAUGGAGACAAAGAGAUGAACAGCUGACAUCUGAAAUGUUUGAAGCAGAUCUUGAGAAGGCAUUGUUGCUAAGUAAAUUAGAAUAUGAAGAACACAAAAAGGAAUAUGAAAAUGCUGAAAAUACUUCAACUCAGUCAAAGGUUAUAAAUAAAAAAGAUAAAAGAAAGACCCAUCAGGGAAAAGACAAACCUCUUACAGUAUCACUAAAAGAGUUUCAAUCUGAAGAUCACAAUAGUAAAAAGACUGAGGAAUUGAGUUCUUCUCAGACUUUAUCACAUGAUGGAGGAUUCUUCAAUAGACUGGAAGAUGAUGUGCAUAAAAUUCUUAUUAGAGAAAAAAGAAGAGAACAGCUUACAGAAUAUAAUGGAACAGAUAAUUACACAGCUCAUGAGCACAACCAGGACGUAGUUUUAAAAGAUGGAAGAAUUGAAAGACUAAAGUUGGAACUUGAAAGGAAAGAUGCUGAGAUCCAGAAGCUGAAAAAUGUGAUUACUCAGUGGGAGGCAAAGUAUAAAGAAGUAAAGGCAAGAAAUGCACAGUUACUGAAAAUGCUUCAGGAAGGUGAAAUGAAAGAUAAAGCAGAAAUUCUUCUGCAAGUUGAUGAAUCACAAAGUAUCAAGAAUGAGCUAACUGUACAGGUGACUUCCCUUCAUGCUGCUUUAGAACAAGAAAGAUCUAAAGUGAAAGUAUUACAAGCAGAAUUAGCCAAAUAUCAGGGUGGCAGAAAAGGGAAAAGAAACUCUGAAUCCGACCAGUGUAGGUGAUUCCAUUAGCCUUUGAGGUCAACACAAAAAUUAAAACUUUCAGGGUUUUGCAAAAAUGUGUAUAUUUAAUGCUGUACAACUGCUAAACUAUGCAGUUUUUGUUGAAGAAACUUAAAUCAUUAGCUCACUAACAGUCUAUAAUUUUUGGCUUAAAGUGAAAAGAAGAGAAAUAGAAUUCCAGCAGAACUCAGUGAUUAUUAUUACUAUUCAUACUUCUUAUCACUUUAGUUUUUCAUCAGUCAAUAAAAUUAAUUUACUCUUCCA
Camelus dromedarius (Arabian camel) is the source of this 1844-nucleotide messenger RNA. It is a transcript of the gene GKAP1, whose product is annotated as G kinase anchoring protein 1. The record is from RefSeq and is a predicted model, not a curated record. The transcript is spliced from 13 exons. Gene Ontology annotation, biological process: signal transduction. Bases 486 to 1580 code for a protein of 364 amino acids. NCBI's taxonomy places the organism in Eukaryota, Metazoa, Chordata, Mammalia, Artiodactyla, Camelidae. Gene Ontology annotation, cellular component: Golgi apparatus.